Molecule: messenger RNA, 1571 nt
Organism: Aethina tumida (small hive beetle)
Lineage: Eukaryota; Metazoa; Arthropoda; Insecta; Coleoptera; Nitidulidae
Product: phosphatidate phosphatase LPIN2
Exons: 7
Coding region: 200-1186 (328 amino acids)
Biological process (GO): fatty acid catabolic process; cellular response to insulin stimulus; positive regulation of transcription by RNA polymerase II
Cellular component (GO): nucleus
Molecular function (GO): transcription coactivator activity; phosphatidate phosphatase activity
Source: RefSeq, a predicted model, not a curated record
CAUUCAACAUGUAAUUUCUCACUUGUGUUUUGACAAGUGUCAAAACUAAGACAAUUUUUACAUCAAUUUUAUAUUUUUCGUCGUGUUCACCGUUACGAAAUAACAUUGUAUUGCAAGGGAAUGCUUGAAGGUCUUUAAAGAAGUUCAUUUUUCGUCUCAAAAUAUUAUUUGUUGAAUCACAAAAUUCGAAUGUCUAUAAAUGGAGUACACUCGAGAGAAGCCUUACAAAACCCAGGAAGCUUUCGACGGACAAGUUAUCCUGACCACCAUGACUUCGGAUUUGGAUUUGAACACAGGAGUUCAAGAUUUAUUUGUCGAUGCAGAAUGUGAAUCGGGAAAGUCCGAGACUGAGAUUCCAUCUAAAGUCUCGCAGAAAUCAAUACUGAGCAAUAUGUUUAGGUUUAUGAUGCAAAAAAGGGAUGUUAAUGUGAAUUGUGAAUCAAAGAAGUCUCCAACUACACCAAAAGAAGAUGAAACAAUGUUGCCAGGAGAAAGUGUGAAUGAAUCUAAGGAACCAAAAUUUUCAAUGCUCAAUUAUAUGUUUUGGUUUAUGACUUUAAAAACAGAAACCAAAAUGAUUUGUGGACCUGUAAAAUCUUCAAACACUACAGAGGUGAAAUAUGAUUCCGAAAGUCCCAAAUUGGAAGAAGCAGUUAAAGAUAAAUCUUCCGAUGAUUUGGAGAUAGAAAUUAAAAAUUGUUUUAAUUUCGACUUAAAAGAACAAAAUGCAGAGCACAGCUUAGAACAGCACAUAAAUGAUGAAAAUGUAACGCAUAAUUUAGAAGUGAGCGAGUCCAACAAUUUUGAACACUGUGAAGAAGUAUUAGACUCUAUGGAUGUUGAUUUGCAAAACAGUUGUAACAAUAGUUACAGAGAUAACAUCCAAAUGUCUUUAUGUGGUUGUGAUUGUGAACCAUCUGAAAAAGAAUUUAUAGAAAAUAUUGUUUCGUUUAGUGACAUAUGUGAAAAUCCAAGUCUCUUAGAAGAUACAAGACUAACGGUGAAAGUUAAUAAAAAUUAUUAUAAGUGGAAAGUUGCAGCCGGGAUGUUUGCAACGUUUUUAAUUUAUAGAAAACCUUUGCCACAAAAUGCUGUACAGAAAUUGGCGAAUUUUCAUACGCUUUCUGUCGUACCUCAAGAAGUUGAAACUCCCAAACAAAAGUCAUGGUGGAAUAUUUGGAAAUAGGUUACAUUUAAAAAAGUAAUUAAAUAUAAAAUAAAAUCCAGCUAAACAUCUAUAUUUUAAUCAUGUAAAAAAGCUUCCAAAACACAGGCCAGGUGUUAAUUUGCCACAAACCGUUAUGUAAAAAUGAACAACUUAUUGGAUAUAUAUAACGAGUCUCGCAACAGCCAUGAUUUAUUGAUGUUUUUAAAAUACAAGUUCCUUGAUAGAUGAAUAUUUUUGUUGGACCUGUUUGGCGUACGCUACGGGAGUAUUGUGCCAUAAAUUCGGAAUAUGACGACAAAAAUGACACCUGGGUUUGUGUACUUGGGGGUGAAAUUAUUAAAUGUAGCGGCACCCAUAAUUUAAGAAACCCAUAAACGAAAAUUAAAAACAUAUAGAAUGACAA